Molecule: messenger RNA, 886 nt
Organism: Dioscorea cayenensis subsp. rotundata (Guinea yam)
Lineage: Eukaryota; Viridiplantae; Streptophyta; Magnoliopsida; Dioscoreales; Dioscoreaceae
Product: probable adenylate kinase 7, mitochondrial
Exons: 4
Coding region: 436-696 (86 amino acids)
Source: RefSeq, a predicted model, not a curated record
UUCCAAGAUUCGAAGCUCUGUUCAUGGCCGCGAUCUCCCGCGCCGGACCACGAUUCCUCGAGUGGUGGACUUCCGCCGGAUCACCGCAGCGGUACGACGGCGAUUCGCCGGAGUCUCCGGCGAUGGAGGAGACGGACUACGUGCGUGAGUGCGAAGAGGAACUGCAAGCAAUGGUGACGGAAUGCGAAGUGGAGCCUCGUGGGUUGAGGUUGGUGUUCAUCGGAAGCCCUGCGACGGAGAGGAAACUCUACGCUUUGCGCUUGGCUGAGCUUCUCGAUGUUCCUUGUAUCUCCACCGCCUCUCUCAUCUCCGAUGAUCGCCUUCCCAAGAUAGUCAAUGCGGCGAUGAUGAUCUCUGAGCUGCUGUUGAAAGAGGCUUGAGGAAGGAUGUCUCAGAGCUGAAACUGGUUUCAUUCUUGAUGGAAUUCCAAGAACAAUGAGGCAAGCUAAAACCCUUGAUCAAGCUCAAGGUAUUGAUCUGGUUGUGAAUUUCAAGUGCAAGAAUGAGACAAGUUUGGAGUCUGCCUCUAAUCAUGCUCAGAGACACAAACAAUAUACUACAAGGAUGCUGGAACAAUAUUACAGGAAUCAGAACAAGCUUCUGGACUUUGAAGUGGGUGAUGAUCAAGUGAAGAAUUGGCAAAGGCUCUUAGCUGCAUUAAAUCUACAAGACCUUGAUGACUCAAUGGAGGAUUGAUUUAAUGAAUGCAGAUUGCAGAUUGAAUGGUACACACCCACACAUAUUAUCAGAUUGCUGACAUGAAAUAUGUUUUCCUCAUUCCCUAGUUUUUUCCCCUACUGUAUAGCUUAUAGACACACAAAUACAUAGCCUUGUACUUCUCAUGACUACUUGGAUAAUUCCUGGUAUUCUUUGAUGACAUUGAAAC